Messenger RNA from Dictyostelium purpureum, 1026 nucleotides. RefSeq names its product Rab GTPase. Bases 277 to 903 code for a protein of 208 amino acids. NCBI's taxonomy places the organism in Eukaryota, Evosea, Eumycetozoa, Dictyosteliales, Dictyosteliaceae. The record is from RefSeq and is a predicted model, not a curated record. The transcript is spliced from 3 exons. Gene Ontology annotation, molecular function: GTPase activity; GTP binding.
CAUAAAUAACAACAACUAUAAUAAAAAUCAUUGUAAUAACUAAUAAUAAUAAUAAUAAUAACAAUAAUAAUAAUUAUAGUAAUAUUAGUAUUUAUAAAAUAAAGUUUAAAAGGUUCAAAAUUAUUUAAUAAUAAUAACAAAGACAAUUACCGACAUAAUAUCUAAAAAACAUAACAUUAGUAAUACUACUGAUAUAAUUUUGUAAAACUAUAGGCACUAUAUAAAUAUACAACCCUUUUUUUUUUAAAAACUAUAUAUAUUAAACCAAUAAAUAAAAUGAGCGAUUUAAAAAACUCUGAUGAUGAAGCUAUCAGCUUAAAAAUUUUAGUCGUUGGGAAAUUGGCAUGUGGUAAAACCAGUAUUAUACAAAGAUAUUGUCAUAAUCACUUUCAACCUAAAUACAAACCAACUAUCGGUGUAGAUUUUCAACAAAAGCUUUUAGAAAUUAUGGGUCAAAAAGUAUUACUUCAAUUGUGGGAUAUUGCAGGACAAGAAAGAUUUGGUCACAUGACAAGAGUUUAUUUUCAAAAUGCACAUGGUGCAGUUGUUGUAUUUGAUUCAACUAGAAGUGGAACAUUUUUAGGAGCAAAAGCAUGGAAGGAUGAUAUUGAUUAUUGUUUUAAUAAAGAAGAUUUACCAACAAUCCUUCUUGCAAAUAAAUGUGAUCUUUUAACACAACCAUACACAUUCCCAGAGGAUAUCGAUGCUUUUUGUCAAACAAAUAGAUUUCACAAAUACUUUUAUACUUCUGCAAAAGAGGAUACAGGUAUAAAUGAAGCUAUAGAAGAAUUAGUCAAGGUCAUUUUAGAAUCCUAUCAAACUCAAGAACAAACUACAGGUUUUAAACUAGAUGAACCCGCAACAACUGAGGCCGCACCAACUCAAUCUAAAACAUGUUGUUAAUUUAAAAAUAAAUAAUAAUAGUAAUAAUAAUAGUAAAUAAUAAUAAUAAUAAUAAUAAUAAUAUUUAAAGCAUAUUUAUUUCAUAUAUCUUUGUUAAUAAUACACAAAACAUUUUUUUAAACC